AUUUUUUUAGAUUUAGAAAAAGGUGCUCAAUAUAUGGUAAGAAUUGCUGCCUUGUCUGUUAACGGUAGUGGUCCAUAUACUGAAUGGAAGACUGUUGAAACUUACUACAAUGAUUUAGAAGAACUUAAAGUCCCAGGUAAGCCAAGUGCAUUGAGAGCCAGACCUUCUUCUGAUUCCAUAUUUGUGAGCUGGGGACCUCCUCAUGACCAAAACAUUGUUGUACGAGGCUACAAAGUUGGAUGGGGAGUUGGUGUUGCUGACGUGUAUUUUGUAUAUUUGGAUGGAGAACAAAGACAUUUCAAACUUGAAAAUUUGCAGCCAUCUAGUGAGUAUGUCAUUAGUGUCAGAGCUCACAACCAUGUUGGAGAGGGAGUGCCAGCAUAUGAAACUGUGAAAACACAUAUUGAAAUAACUCCUGAGCCUUCUGCAGCAAUGCUUCCACCUGUGGGACUGAAAGCUAUAGUUUUGUCAUCUUCUACUGUUGUUUUAUAUUGGACAGACACAACUUUAUCCAGAAACCAGCUGGUUACUGACAAUAGAUAUUACGUUGUUAGAUAUGCUCCUUACACAUAUUCUUCUAUGCCAAGAUAUCAUACCCGUAAUUUCACAGACUUAAACUGUAUGCUUGAUGAUCUCUUUCCAAAUACUCAGUAUGAAUUUGCAGUUAAAGUAAUCAAAGGACGAAGAGAAAGUACAUGGAGUAUGAGUGUCAUAAAUACUACUCAAGAAGCUGCCCCAUCAUCACCUCCAAGAGAUUUGACUGUAGUUGCAUCUGAAGAUGAUAGCUCCCAAGUUAAUUUGCAUUGGCAACCUCCCAAACAGCCUAAUGGUCAUAUAACAGGUUAUGUCAUAUUCUAUACAACUGAUAAAACGCAAAGAGAUCGAGAUUGGGUUGUUGAAGGAGUAGUAGGAGAUAAAAUGACCACAGUUCUUAAAGGUCUGACAUUGGAUACUACAUAUUAUUUCAAAAUUCAAGCUAGAAAUAACAAAGGUUAUGGUCCUCUUUCAUCUGAAAUUUCUUUUCACACAACUCCAGGAUUAGCUCAUGUGUCUGGAUCUGCACUUUUUGAUAAUAAAGGGUUAACCAAUAGCUUGUUGUAUAUUAUAAUUACUUGUGUGUCUGGUAUCACAUUAUUGAUCAUCAUUGUGGUUAGUGUAGUAGUAUGCCGGCGACGUAAUGGUUACUUGGCAGCUGAUAGUGGCAAAAGCUACAAAUCUGCUAAAGGAAGUCUUGUGAAAAAUAAAAGUGCUACUAGGGAUCUCGUACCUCCAGAUUUAUGGAUUCAUCAUGAUCAGAUGGAAUUAAAAACAAUGGAGAAAGGGCAUAAUCCAGAAUCAAACAUGACAGUUACACAUCCAGAGAAUUCUCAAGAACUGUGUCACGAACCACUUUUAAAUACCUUAGAAAAGAAGAAGAGUGCCUACCUAGAUUCUAUAAAUGAUGAUCUACUGCCUAAUGCAGAUAAAUGUGUUGUCAAGUGUCGUCCCAUUAGGGCUACACCAAUAAAAAUAUCACUUGAUCACCAAAAACCACUUAUGAACGACACAUCUGUCAUAACCUGUUCAAGUAGUGGAUUAAAUCAAAAUAGUUAUGAUCUGGGAACUAAUAGUUUGGGACGACCUCUAUAUCCUCGAACACAGUACAACAUUAACAGAAAUCCUAUUAUUCAUGAUGGACAUCAGCUAGGUGAACCACCACCUCCUCCACAAGUUGCAGAGGUUUCACAGUGUCCAGGCUCUUCAUACGAGACAGACAAUAUAGUCUCAGAUGCCAGUCAUUCAGUAACAUUUAUUUCAUCUGUACAUGAGAAUCCUGAGCAGAGCAAUUCCAAUACUUUAAGUAAGAAGCAAUCUGGUCUCCAACAUCCUCUUCGUAGUUUCACAGUUCCUGGAGCCCCAUCACAAAGUGUCCCUGCAACACCUUUGUCGAAGCAUAUUUCACUUAAAUCUCCUGCCAUUGUUUCCAGUCCUCAUAAAAAGGUGGUACUUCGUACACCUAUUGAAUCCUCUGCCAUUUUACAGGCAUCAUCAAACUUACCACAGACAUCCUCAAAAUUAUGUCCAAGUGCAUCAUCUCUUUUACCAAAAAAUGACUCAACUCGCUCAGUAAAUUUACAGGUAUCAUCUGGUGUUCAGCCCUCUGAAAGCACUGAACAUUUGAAUCAAGAAAUGGCUAAUCUUGAAGGUUUGAUGAAAGAUUUGAAUGCAAUUACUGCAUCUGAAUUUGAGUGUUAAAUAGUGAGAUUUUUUUUUAAAUCAAAUCUUGUGAAAUUUUCCAGAUGUAAGCCAGCGCUUGACACAGUAGCUGGCCAUUUUUCUGAGAAAGCUUUUCUCAUUUUUUGUGAAAAGCUUACAUAUGAUUUGUGCUGUGCUUUUCAGAUUUUCAUUAAGAUAAAAUUUUUACUCUUUUUAAAUAUUUAAUCAUUCAAAAAGCAAAGUGUGCCUCUCAUUAGAUAUUCUCUGUGAACUGAAACUGCAGACUAAUGAAACUUAAUUAAACUAAAUUUAUGCAGAGCUUCAUGUGUCUUUUAAAUGUGACAAAAACAUUACUGUCUAGAAUUUCAAUAAUACACUGGUUCGUGUUAUUUGUAAGCUAAUAAAAAAUAUCAGGAAAAGCUAAAACCUUUUGUAAAAUAUUUAUAUUACUCUCUAAUAUUUAAGUUAACUACAGUUGUGCCCUAAUAUUCAUUGGUUCAGUAGGGUGUAUGUCAAGUUAGAGUAAAAUAUAGUAUGACAACAUGCAGCAGCAUGAAUGCACAAAGUAACUUGGCUUCCUUCUGCAUCCCAA
Molecule: messenger RNA, 2788 nt
Organism: Stegodyphus dumicola
Lineage: Eukaryota; Metazoa; Arthropoda; Arachnida; Araneae; Eresidae
Product: neogenin-like
Biological process (GO): cell-cell adhesion
Cellular component (GO): membrane
Molecular function (GO): protein binding
Source: RefSeq, a predicted model, not a curated record